Molecule: messenger RNA, 1740 nt
Organism: Meriones unguiculatus (Mongolian gerbil)
Lineage: Eukaryota; Metazoa; Chordata; Mammalia; Rodentia; Muridae
Product: cytochrome P450 3A11-like
Exons: 4
Coding region: 114-371 (85 amino acids)
Biological process (GO): steroid metabolic process; oxidative demethylation
Molecular function (GO): testosterone 6-beta-hydroxylase activity; oxidoreductase activity, acting on paired donors, with incorporation or reduction of molecular oxygen; iron ion binding
Source: RefSeq, a predicted model, not a curated record
UUGAAGGCUGUGCUCACUACAGCACAGUUGGGCAGAAAGGAAGCCCUGCAAAAGGUAGCAUGCAAAGCAGGAGGGAGAGCACAUAGGAGUAAUUUGCUGACAGACAAGCAAAGAUGGAUCUGAUUUCAGCUUUCUCCCCGGAAACCUGGGUCCUCCUGGCAAUUAGUCUCAUGCUCCUCUACUGGUUUGGGACUCGUACACAUGGUGUUUUUAAGAAACAGGGAAUUCCUGGGCCCACACCUCUGCCCUUUUUAGGAACUGUACUGAAUUACUACAAGGGUAUUUGGAAAUAUGAUGCAGAAUGCUAUAAAAAGUAUGGAAAAAUAUGGGGCCCUCUCCUUCAUCUCCUCAGAAUCCAGCUCUCAGAUUAGAAUCAAAUAAAUACCAAAUGGCUGGCAACAUGGAGACACAUCUUCAACACCAGCAUUUUGUAGGCAAAGGCACACAGAUAUCCAUGAGUUUAUUCCACACUGUUAUACUUUUGGGGUUCAGACCAAUAAAGGAAACAGAAAUUUUAUUACAGACAAAUAGUAAAACAUGAAUUUUAGACAUAGGUUAAAAAUAAUGGUUUCAGUUCAGAGAGACUUUAGUACAAAUAAAUGAGGAACCAUCAUACUCUCAUCAUAUUCUACCUGAAUAAUAGAUUUAGAAUGGUGUGGUACUGGUUUUGUCAUUGUAUUUAAUUUAUUAACAUAGGUUAAUUGUAAUUUUAACUAAAUUUUAAAUGACUUCUUUCUUGAAUGGGUUUUGUGCCUGAUGUCAAGACAGGAGUUCUUAUCUGGUCUUAACAAAAUGAUGUAGCACUUGGGGACAAAGAUCAAACCAAGGAGAGCUUCACUGGAAGCCAAGACAGAGAAGGCUUCCAUAGCCACCAUGACCUUCCCCUUUGUGCUGUGGUAGACAGGGAGGAAGGUGACCCACACACAGAAGAACACCUGCAUGCUGAAUGACAGGAACUUGGCUUCAUUGAAUGUGUCAGGCAAAUUUCUGGACAAGAAGGCCAUGGUGUAGCUCCCAAGUGUCAAGGUGCAGAGGUAUCCCAGGAUACAGUGGAAGGCUACUACUGAUCCUUUGUUGCACACAAUGGUGAUGUGGCCAUGUUCAGCAUGAGCAUCAUGAUCAAUGAAGGGUGGAGAGAUAACCAGCCAUAUUCCACAGAGAACAAAUUGGAUCAAUGUGCAGAUGGGAAUGAUGAAGUUAGGGGCCCUUGAUACCAUUAACCACCUCACCAAUCCUGCUGAAACAGUGACCUUGAAAGCAAUAAACACUGUGAUAGCUUUGGCCAAUACUGUGGAGAAAGCCACAGUGAACAAGAUUCCAAAUGCUGUCUGCUGCAUGAUGCAGGUGACUGUGUUGGGCUGGCCAAUGAAGAGCAAGGAACUGAGGAAACAGAUGCUGAAUGCCAAUAGCAGGGUGUAGCUGAGAGCUCUAUUAUUGGCCUUGACAAUGGGUGUGUCUCUAUGCUUCAAAAAGACUACAAGAAUCAAAACUGUGAUUGCAGAGAAGCACAGUGAUGUGGUGGUGAGAGCCAUCCCCAAAGGAUCUUCAUAGGAUAAAAAGCUCACAGAUUUCUGGAGGCAGUGGUUCUUCUCUGAGUUUGCAUAGUGACUUUCUGGACACAUCACACAUUGGUCCAUAUCUGUUCAGAAAUUAUGAACAGGAUUAUGACUCAAUCCUCAGGUGUUCCCUUUCCCCCAAGUUGUUACUCAGCCUUACUUCAUUAAAAUGUUUCCUGAUUCA